CGGAUAUGAAAUCUUUCGUGUAAAAGUUACUCAUUGCAAAGGUCUAGUACUUUGCUCAGCGAAAAGGGAGUCGUUCUUCCUCUUGUCAUUCCUGUAUCGUUCGCUCAUUGGGGCGAGAUCGCGCCCAUGAUAUCCUCCGCAUCGUCAAGGCCCUUUUUAAAAAUGGCAAAGCCAAAUCUACUGCUGUGCUUUGAUGCAUUCGGCACAUUAUUCAGCCCCAAAGGCGCAGUCGCCCAGCAAUACGCUGAAGUGGCUCGACAAUGCGGCAUCACCGGGUUUAGCGACAAUGAGCUUUCAUCUCGGUUAUUGGCAGCCAUCAAAGAGGAAAGGGAGCAGAACCCCAAUUACGGCAAAGCAACUGGACUGGGCGCUACAAAGUGGUGGACAAAUGUGAUUCACAAGACAUUUACGCCUCUCAUCCCUAGCGACGAGGCUCUCCCCCUUACUCUGGUGCCGAGGCUGAUGCACCGGUUCUCUUCAAGCGAAGGCUACGAAGCUCAGCGCGAUCUUGUCCCUGCGUUAAGGGCACUGCGACAGCAGAAAUCGCUGCAUGGCUUCGACAAGGUUGUCAUUGGAGUAGUCACCAAUUCCGACGACCGGGUUCCAAGCAUCCUUUCUUCCUUUGGGCUCAAUCAAUAUGACAUUGACUUUCAUUGUAUGUCAUACGAUGUUGGUGUUGAGAAGCCGGACACACGGAUUUUCAAUGCCGCUGAGCUCAUGCUGUCUCGAAUCAUCACCACUCGACACGGAGAGACUCCUUCUGAAGCCGACUUGCAGAGCUGGCAGAAAGUGUAUGUCGGUGAUGAAUACGCCAAGGAUGUCGUCGGCUCAACCGAUGCAGGGUGGAAUCCUGUGCUACUCGAUGUUGAGGGGGCUUCUACUCAAGUGGCUAGCCUAGAAGAUUGUCCACCGCAGGCUCUCCAAGAUCUUUUCAAAGAACAUGCCGUUGUAAGGGUGCGCUCGAUACGAGAACUAGCCGCAUGGCUCACUGGGGCAGAAUGGGGAGCAAAAUAGAAGGUCGCAGGUAUACAUCAAUCGGAUCCCUACUCACAUAGUACAGUCACUACCUUCAUGGAUGGCAUCACAAUGCCCUGCAAGGAAGUAAUUUACACGGCAAUAGAAUCCGGAUGCC
Trichoderma virens Gv29-8 is the source of this 1132-nucleotide messenger RNA. RefSeq lists its product as uncharacterized. The transcript is spliced from 3 exons. The record is from RefSeq and is a predicted model, not a curated record. Lineage: Eukaryota; Fungi; Ascomycota; Sordariomycetes; Hypocreales; Hypocreaceae. The coding region runs from base 127 to 1014 and encodes 295 amino acids.